AAGGUCGAUUUCCGCUUCAUUUUUAUUUAUAAACGUGUAAGACAGUUUACAGACAACACUAGAGCUGUAUUGUGGUUGUUUAUUAGUGGAAAAUUAAGAAAAAAACUCUGUAAAGUCGCUGAAAAUAGAGAGAACGACCGUUAAUAACAGUUAGUCGCGAGCGUCUCAGGAACUGUGACAGUUCAGUGUGUCUGAAUCUCAGAGGAAUCAUUCAACAGAACCAACUUGAGGAGAUCCGUCUGAGCUUGCCAGCCCAGCGAUCACCCGCAUCACCUCGCUCAGGAAUUCUCAUCAAUCUAGUUUCACUUCAUCUGCACGGACUGUUGGACUCCGCGUGCUGUCUGUGAAGACUUCCAGCGAGAAAUAAGUCGUCGAAGAUGCAGAGCUCCAAUAACAUAGCACAGGCCAGGAGAAUCGUUCAGCAGCUACGGAUAGAGGCUAACAUCGAGAGGAUAAAGAUUUCAAAAGCAUCUGCAGACCUCAUGCAUUACUGCUACGAACAUGCCAAGUACGACCCACUACUUAUGGGCAUCCCAGCUUCAGAAAACCCGUUUAAGGACAAGAAGCCGUGCACUAUAUUGUAGCGGGAAGCCUGGAGCCUGUGCUCUUCAAUGCCUCUUUUUUAUAGAGAAUAUUUUACCUUUCAUACACUAGUCGCCUUAAAUUCAGCUAACCGCCCCCUCAUUCUCACUGUCCCUUUAAUUCUGAAACACUGAAACAUAUUCACUCCUCUUUCACUUUUGUUCUGCACAACAAAAAAACAGACCAAAACCCGCUAAGCAAACAAGUUUGGAGGUGCCGAGACAAAGCUAGUGAUAGAUAGGAGGGUUUUUUUCUCUAUUGAUAGUGAGAACUGAGAAUUGCUUUGCUGUGAUCGUGGUAUCUGAUGUGGUUUAAACAACUCGGCUCUGCACAUAAAGAAAAAGAGAAGAAAAAAUGGGAAGUUCCCAAAGAAAGCACGAAACUCCACAAGGCCCGUUCAGCUCCCUUUGAUCAUCACACCCGUUUAAUGUCUCACGUUUUAUAAGCAGAGCUCAGCAGUAGCGUGUUUCUAUCUCGUGAUGAUAUUGUUAACUGGAUUUAUAGGUUCAGGCUUUCAUGUGGGAACAGAGCUGCAUACAUUUACUCAUGUACAUGCAUUCUUUUUGCUGAGCUACCACUUUCCCACACUGUAGUACUAAGUCAAGGCAACUGGAUUAGCUUUGGUUAACUGUUAACUAUUCCAGUAGGUUCUUUUUUUAAUGCAUUUUCUCCCCAUUUUCCUCCCAAUUUAGCAGACUCAAUUUUGUCUUCCGCUGCUGAGAGAUACCAGAUUGCAUCCGAGGAGAGCACGUCGCUCCCCUCCUCUUCUCGCCCCUGCUUUCUGCACAGGCGUCUCUUCCGCCAAUCAGGGUCCUUACACAGCAUAUAAAGACCCACACACACAUAGUCCGGUACCCACCCUGCAGAUACGGUGGCCAAUUAGUAUCUGCUGCAGGCACUGCCAAUUAUGCCCGCUAGAUGGCACCCAACCGACCGGUGUCAACACCGAGAUUCGAACCGAGGAGUUCUGAAACUCAGUGCUGGUGUGCUAGCGGAAUAUCCCAGUAGGUUCAUAUUGGUGGAAAAACGUCUGCACCCCGAAAGUCACAAUUCACUUCAUUAUCCAAGGAAAUAAAAUGGUGCGUGUUGAAUGUUAUCCACCUUACAGAUUUACUGUUUUAAUAUCAGUUUUUAUCUUUAUUUUUCACAUCUUCAAAUGACAACGGUGCAGAGCGUUUUACACUACCCUACACCUUGUACCAAACUGUGUGUAAAUAAACCGUCAGUACUGUCAGUCAAAGCUGUGGAUUGUUUUCAAGCUUGGUGCUCUGUGGCACAGUCGUAUUAUGUUGCCACGCAUCAUGUGCAGCAGCAAUAUGCACACAGCCUUAUGGUGAACAAAGUGCUAAACGUUUAUAAUGUAAAGACCCUAAACUGCUAGCGCACAGCAUAUUAGUUUUAUUCACUUAGUCAAAUCAAAAUUCAAAGAUUAAGUAAAUCAAAUUCUACCAUUCCUGAACAGGGCGGCACGGUGGCUAAGUGGGUAGCACUGUCGCCUCACAGCAAGAAGGUCCAGAUGGGGCAAUCGGGGUCCUUUCUGUGUGGAGUCUGCAUGUUCUCCCCACAUCUGCCUGGGUUUCCUCCUGGAGCUCCGUUUUCCUCCCACAGUCCAAAAACAUGCAAGUGAGGUGAACUGGAGAUACUAAAUUGUCCAAGACUGUGUUUGAUAUAACCUUGUGAACUGAUGAGUAACUACCGUUUCUGUCAUGAAUGUAACCAAAGUGUAAAACAUGACAUUAAAAUCCUAAUAAACAAACAAAACCAGUCCUGAACAAUACUCAGUCAGGAAAAAGUCAGUUUAGAUUGCAGGAUAUCUUAGAUGAUCCAGCUCAGUUCACUCAGCCUAAACAACUGACUGAGAACAACCCACAAUUUUCUGGUCUGUAUUCAGUUUCAGCUCGUGAGGUUGGCAGAGUAGUUUUACAUUCCAGCCACUCUUGUUCACAGGCUGGUUUAUUUAGCUACGUAAGCAAGAGGAGCAGAGAAUCUAUGGCUGUGGCAUUAAAUCCAGUGUAGCUCUGCUUCUCACCGCCCCUAAACAUUCUUCAAGAUUAGAUCCCAAGUCCAAUUGCCUUGAUUUAAGACCGCUGAAUGGUUAGACUGACCUGCAUGAGUGUCGCUGCUCAUCGGCGAGGAACAUUGGCGUCACUCUUACGUAUUUUAACCUCAAGAGCACCAGCGCUGCCUUCUUAACUCGCUGUGUUUGAACAAUAGAGUGUUUCAGAUGGGUCAGGAGAAGGUCACAUCUUUUGUAGGCCACUACACCAACCAUGCUUUGUGUUCCACUUCCUCUUUAUGCAGCCACGUUUGCAGCUAAUGAAAAAUGCCAAAUGCCACCAGACAGCAAAGUGCAGGGCAGAGAAAUCACUCUACAUGCCUGAUUUAUUUUUACACAAGACUUGCCAAAAGUGUUUGACCCACAUUCCCUUGCCCACUUAAUGGAUUUCCUUUGGCCUUGAAAUCUUCCUGGCUUUCAUGUUGUCCUGUUGAUGGUAGAUCUGAUAGCAAUAUAUUUUAGUACAGAUCAUGGUACAUUAAUCUAUCGUAACCCUUUAAUGAUUAUAUGCCUUAUUUCUUGAUGCUGAUUGUUUCGAUUCAUUUCUAGUGAAGGUAUUCUUCUGAAUGAUGAAAUCUGUAACCAUUCUGACCAGACCAGCAAUAGUUCUAAAACUUCUAUAGUCACUGCCAGUGCUUCUUUAUUCCAUGCUGAGCUAAUAAGCUACAAUAGCAUUCCUUGUAAUUAUCGCAGUGACUGUUAGCCUGAAAUUAAACAUUCCAUGUUUACAUGUGCGAUAUCGUAACAUUUUCUGUUCUACUUCCUAAUGCAUAGUGCCAUGCAGUCUGUUUGUUUUUAUGUGAAUAAGUGUAUAUCAGUGUAAGUACAUUUCUGAUGUAUUUUCUCAUGUAUAAUCACACGACUGGCGAAAAUAAGCCAGAAACUUACAAAAAAGCCUUAAUCAAGUAUUCCUGCUUUCACUUGCGCUGCCUAUAUGCUCUAAGGUUGGCAUUAUACUUGAUGCUUAACUAUGCAUACAUGUACCCACACAGCUGCUACACAAGCAGCGUUGUUAACAUGGUCACUCACUCAUUUUUUAUUCAUCUGUGGCAUUAUAUGCCAUAUAUGGGCUCCAGAGUAGCACAACAGAAAACAGAAAAGUCUCUUUAAUUCACAAUAAUGAACAUCUGUGGUAUUACUGGGGCUAGAAUUUCCCAUCCACAAAUGAUGGGAGUCCACAGGAGCAUAAGGGAGUCCAGUUCAGCUUCUAGGGGAUUGUGGUGGUUUGUCAGGAAAGAAACAAAGACAAAUCCAAGACUCAAAUAGGGAGAGAAGAGAAACGUAAACCGGUCAGCCAAAUCCAGUGUGCUUUCACUAUCAGCUGUGUCUUAAUUCAUUACCAGUUAGCAACUUCCUGUUGUCAUUUUCAUGGCUGCUUUUAUGGCACUAUUAUUCAGCACCCCCUCACUGGCCCCAACUAAACAGGAACUAUGAUAGUGCAUAAGUAGCAGUUUUAGUUCCUGGUGCUAUAACGUUAUAUAACAGGUAUAACAAAUCUUAAUUCCUGUAACAUUGUGCUAUAUUUCCCCACCACUAUACACGGUGUCUAAGUGGGUAGCACUGUCGCCUCACAGCAAGAAGGUCCUGGGUUUGAUCCUCAGGCGGGGCGGUCCGGGUCCUUUCUGUGUGGAGUUUGCAUGUUCUCCCCGUGUCCGCGUGGGUUUCCUCCGGGAGCUCUGGUUUCCUCCCACAGUCCAAAGACGUGCAAGUGAGAUGAAUUGGAGACAAUAAAUUGUCCAUGACUGUGUUUGAUAUAACCUUGUGAACUGAUGAAUCUUGUGUAAUGAGUAACUACCGUUCCUGUCAUGAAUGUAAUUAAAGUGUAAAACAUGACGUUAAAAUCCUAAUAAACAAACAAACAUCGUUACCAGUUA
Molecule: messenger RNA, 4512 nt
Organism: Trichomycterus rosablanca
Lineage: Eukaryota; Metazoa; Chordata; Actinopteri; Siluriformes; Trichomycteridae
Gene: gng12b
Product: guanine nucleotide binding protein (G protein), gamma 12b
Exons: 5
Coding region: 378-584 (68 amino acids)
Biological process (GO): G protein-coupled receptor signaling pathway
Cellular component (GO): heterotrimeric G-protein complex
Molecular function (GO): G-protein beta-subunit binding
Source: RefSeq, a predicted model, not a curated record